AUGUUCGCGGGAGCGGAACUGAGGCCCGUUUUAAUCUCGCUAAUGGACGAGCGGUUCGGGGGCCGUGACCGAGGGAAGGGUUUCUCACUUCAAGAUGCCCUAGAGAUUGCCUAUAGUGAUAAUAUAGACGAAAUAUUUAUUGAACCACCCGAUUCGGACGUUCUGACAGACGUAGACUCCGGGGAUAAAGAUGGUAGUGGAUUUAUUGACAAUUUAUCUGGCAGACAACUUAGAGGUCAAGCCGAAGUAAAACUCCUGGACAACACCAGAGUUGGUGGGUGCAGUUCUGAUGAUUUGUCGCGAAGUCUUGGAUCACUUCAUGCUUCACCGAAACAUAGGUCUCCUUCGCCAUCACAAAACAAAGCACCUUCGAUAACACAAAUUACUGUUGAUGUAGAGGACUUUGACUGGGUUCAAAGAGAUUUGCAACCAAAUCACCAAAUUUUUCCAACAUGUGACUUCAAGCCAUAUCAACAUUUAAGUCCCGUGGAAUUAUUAGAAUUGUUUAUCCAUGAUGACAUCAUACAUAUGAUGAUCGAGGAAACGUCCAGGUAUGCCUUAUUCAAAAACCGUCCGGACCCUAAAGUAUCUGUAGGAGAAAUGAAAUGCUACAUUGGCUUUCUUAUUAUUAGUGGGUAUAUUGAUUUACCAGGAAAAAGGUUUUACUGGGACUCAAAUAAUGACAUGAGAAAUGAACUGGUUUACAUGUCUAUGCGCAGGGACCGGUUUUUGCAAAUUUCGCGUUUUAUUCACUUCGCUGCUAAUUGUAAACCAGAGCUGUCUGAUAAAGUGUGGAAAAUGCGUCCACUAAUGGACAAGAUCAAGGAAAACUUUUUAGCUUAUUUUGAGCCUGAAGAGCAUCUAUGUUACGACGAAUCUAUGAUUCGAUACUUCGGAAAACACAGCUGCAAGCAGUUUUUUCGAGUGUUGGCAAGUCAACAGCGGCAACAUCGACAAGCAGCAGCGAGUGCAUGGUCAGCCGCCGUGAUGCUCUCUCUGCCACCGACCGCCGAAACGAUCGUGUUAACCGCGUUAUAA
Messenger RNA from Anthonomus grandis grandis, 1038 nucleotides. RefSeq names its product piggyBac transposable element-derived protein 3-like. The coding region runs from base 1 to 1038 and encodes 345 amino acids. NCBI's taxonomy places the organism in Eukaryota, Metazoa, Arthropoda, Insecta, Coleoptera, Curculionidae. Gene Ontology annotation, molecular function: sequence-specific DNA binding. The transcript is spliced from 3 exons. The record is from RefSeq and is a predicted model, not a curated record.